Messenger RNA from Gastrolobium bilobum, 1462 nucleotides. RefSeq lists its product as uncharacterized. The transcript has 7 exons. Lineage: Eukaryota; Viridiplantae; Streptophyta; Magnoliopsida; Fabales; Fabaceae. The coding region runs from base 81 to 1259 and encodes 392 amino acids. The record is from RefSeq and is a predicted model, not a curated record.
CGCAAUUUUUCUCUUGUUUCCUCUGACUUCAAUAUCUUAUCACCACCCUCUUCUUAUUCGCUUGUUGUCCAUUCCGUUCCAUGGAUUCCAUCAUCAAAUCAACCUUCCCAAUUUUCACGACCAACCCAUUUUUCCUCUCAACAAGAUCUCUCAGACCCUUCAAGGUUUCCAUCAAACCACCACCACCUCCUCCAGAUUUCAAUUACAGGCUAGAGAUCUCCGAGGAGUCCAGAGCCGCCAUAGCUGAAUCUCACCCUGAGUUACUUGACUUGGCUGACAAUGGGAGCUUGGUUUUGGUCCAAAAGAAUAGGUUUGGCCCUGUCCCUUCUUGGAGGACUGAAUUUGUGGAACCUGAAUCCAUUUGGUUGGUGGGAACUACACAUGUUUCUAAGGAAUCGGCUAUGGAGGUUGAACGCGUGGUGCGGGCUCUCAGACCAGAUAAUGUUGUUGUAGAGCUCUGUCGAAGCAGGCAAGAAAGAACAAAUUUGAACCCAAUUUUAAUAGCUGGGAUAAUGUAUGCUGCUGCCGAUGAUGAGCUUGGCAAACAGAUAAGGUCUAAUAUGUUUUCUUUGAGCGGGACUGGAUUUUUUGGAGCUGUUGGUCGUAGCAUAAACCUGGGUGGUCAAACUGCUUUAGCAUUACGAUUGCUUCUGGCUGCUUUUUCAUCAAAGAUCUCUUCAGAUAUUAACCGCCCUUUUGGUGAUGAGUUCCGUGCUGCUCGAAAAGCUUCUGAGGAAGUUGGUGCACAAAUAGUUUUGGGAGAUCGACCAAUUGAAAUAACACUUCAGAGAGCAUGGAAGGCUUUGAAAUGGACUGACAAACUAAGUUUAGUGAUCUCAGUCGUUCGUGGGAUAACAUCGUCAUCUGACAUUUCUACUAAUAAACUUGAGUUGCAGGAAGCAAGUACGGAUGAUGGCACAUUUCAGCUUUAUGAACAACUGAGUCUUUCAUAUCCAUCACUAUUACCACCUCUCAUACAUGAACGAGAUACUUAUCUUGCAUGGUCACUGAAGCGAAGCAAAGCUGUGAAUAACUGUAAAAGGGUGGUGGGUGUCAUUGGAAAAGGCCACAUGAAUGGCGUAAUAUAUGCACUGGUAUCUGAUACAGGGAAUUUGAGAUUUCGAGACCUUGUAGGGAAAAAUUCAUAUGAUGGGGUUUCCAAUGGCUGGAUUGAUGGCCUAGUCAAGAGUUUAGUGAGGGACACAGUCAUCGGCAUUCUCUUAUGGGCCUUGUAUGAAUUGAUAAAUGGCGGAACAUAAAACAAUCUCAUUUAGUUUUUCAGUUUUGUUCAGAACUCCCAAGAAUCAAUAGCAAAAGAUACAAAAUAAGAGUUGUUAGUUGCAUAUUAUAAGUACUCACAUAAAGCGAGUUGCACAUAAAUGCAUAGUGUUCAAUUGAUGUUUUGUGAGUCGUGUGGGAAGGGAAUAUUGGAUUUUUCUGCUUCAUAAAAUUCAUGUGAAUU